CAUCCCUGCCCUGGCUGCAGCGCCGAGCCGCCAAUGCAGGGAGCCCAGGAGGAGCGGGAAGGUACGAGGUGAGGUGCUAGCGCCUGGUUUCUCCUCAACUCUGACCAGUUCCAUGGGAGUUUCGGGAACCUGAACUAGGAGCGGAGCUUUGCUUGGGGCUGGGGUGGGGAUGCCGCUGCCUGCCAAGCGGUAAGGGACAGAUCCUGCCGGGGAGAUUGCGAGCGGCUCAUCUGCCCAUCCCAAAACAGCGGCGAACAACAACAGAUACCGUGUGGUGAACUGGCCCCAUCUGCUCCGGAGAAAGCCCCCUGGAGGGGACUCCAGCAGCGCCUCCCCUCACAUGACACGGAGGGAAGGUUGAGUCAUCUAGAGGUUAAUGAGAAGAUUCACACGAGCUUAGCCGAGGCUGCGCUACAGGAAAAAAGAUGAAUGCCAGUAGCCCAGCACGCAUAAUGAGCAACCCUCCAAUAAUAAACCAGUGUGCCCGAGGAGGAGUGGAGGAAAAAAAAGUUUGGCCUAAACGGCAACAACAGAACAACUUUUCCCUGUUUCCUUCCACGAAAGGCUGGAAUUUCAGAGGGAAGAAACGGAAACAGAGUACCCAAGAUGAAGAUGCGAUCAGUAUCUGCAGCCUUGAUGCAAGCGAGCCUAGUAACAAACGGGUCAAGCCUCUUUCUAGAGUUACAUCACUAGCAAGCCUCAUUCCUCCUGUGCGGGCAACCCCGUUAAAGCGGUUCAGUCAAACACUUCAGCGUUCUAUUAGUUUCCGUAGUGACAGUCGCCCUGAUCUGUUCACCCCACGACCAUGGUCUCGAAAUGUACCCCCUGCUAGCACAAAACGAAGGGACAGCAAGCUGUGGAGUGAGACCUUUGAUGUUUGUGUCAAUCAGAUGCUUACAUCCAAAGAAAUCAAGCGUCAAGAGGCUAUCUUUGAACUUUCCCAGGGAGAAGAAGAUUUGAUAGAAGACUUGAAGUUAGCAAAAAAGGCUUAUCAUGAUCCUAUGCUUAAACUCUCCAUAAUGACAGAGCAAGAAUUAAACCAGAUUUUUGGAACACUGGAUUCUCUAAUCCCGCUACAUGAAGAUCUUCUUAAGCGGCUUCAGGAGGUCAGGAAACCUGAUGGAUCUACUGAGCAUGUUGGUCAUAUCCUUGUGGCCUGGUUGCCUUGCCUAAACUCAUAUGAUAGCUACUGCAGUAAUCAAGUAGCAGCCAAAGCCUUAUUGGACCACAAGAAACAGGAUCACAGGGUGCAAGACUUCCUACAGCGCUGCUUAGAGUCUCCUUUCAGCCGCAAACUGGACCUCUGGAAUUUCCUUGACAUCCCAAGAAGUCGCCUAGUGAAAUACCCACUGCUGCUCAGAGAAAUUUUGAGGCAUACUCCAAAUGAUCAUCCAGAUCAACAGCACCUGGAAGAAGCGAUAAAUAUAAUUCAGGGUAUAGUUGCAGAAAUCAACAUUAAGACGGGUGAAUCUGAGUGCCAAUAUUACAAAGAGAGGCUCAUUUAUCUUGAAGAAGGCCAAAAGGACGCCCUGAUUGAUAACUCACGUGUGGUAUGUUGUCACGGUGAACUAAAGAACAACAGGGGAGCGAAACUGCAUGUCUUCUUGUUCCAAGAAGUGCUGGUGAUUACCCGAGCUAUUACCCAUAAUGAACAACUCUGCUACCAACUAUACCGGCAGCCCAUCCCAGUAAAGGAUCUUGUUCUGGAAGAUUUGCAAGAUGGAGAGGUGCGACUGGGUGGAUCUAUACGUGGUGCAUUUAGCAACAAUGAGAGAAUUAAAAACUUCUUUAGAAUCAGCUUCAAAAGUGGAUCACAAAGCCAGUCCCACUCACUGCAAGCCAAUGAUUCCUUCAACAAACAACAGUGGCUUAACUGUAUCCGGCAGGCCAAAGAAACAGUUGUGUGUGACGGAGAGGCUGGAACACUGGAUUCAGAAGGACAUUUCCUAAUAUCGCCAAAUGGGAGUAGGGUACCACAGGGAGAAAGCAGGCUUGAGCAAAUGGACCAAUCAGACAAUGAGUCAGACUGUAGUAUGGACACUAGUGAAGUCAGCAUUGAUUGUGAGCGCAUGGAACAGAUAAACUCUUGUGAGAAUGACAAACCAAUAGAAACCAACAUUUGACUGAAACUUACAGUUCAUGGAAGUAAACCUAUGUCUUACCUGUACAGUAUUUGCAUUCCAUAAAUGGAGCAGUUUGGAAAAGCACUUUUAACACUUUUUUGUGACAAUGUCAACACAAUCUUUCUUGUACUUGUAUCUUUGAGUGUAGUACUGUAACUGCCAAUCUAUGUAAGCUGGAAUCUGUUACAAGUCCUAUCCUGUGAUAUUUCCAUAAACAUCUGGGUGGAUGAAAGUG
Messenger RNA from Malaclemys terrapin pileata, 2358 nucleotides. It is a transcript of the gene ARHGEF3, whose product is annotated as Rho guanine nucleotide exchange factor 3. The transcript has 13 exons. Gene Ontology annotation, molecular function: guanyl-nucleotide exchange factor activity. Lineage: Eukaryota; Metazoa; Chordata; Testudines; Emydidae. Bases 426 to 2123 code for a protein of 565 amino acids. Gene Ontology annotation, biological process: intracellular signal transduction; positive regulation of Rho protein signal transduction. The record is from RefSeq and is a predicted model, not a curated record.